Macrosteles quadrilineatus (aster leafhopper) is the source of this 8710-nucleotide messenger RNA. RefSeq lists its product as uncharacterized. Gene Ontology annotation, biological process: response to oxidative stress. Lineage: Eukaryota; Metazoa; Arthropoda; Insecta; Hemiptera; Cicadellidae. Gene Ontology annotation, molecular function: peroxidase activity; heme binding. The transcript has 14 exons. The record is from RefSeq and is a predicted model, not a curated record. Bases 135 to 7940 code for a protein of 2601 amino acids.
CGUCCACCUAGACCUUUAGUACAUCAGUACCGCAGAACCUGACUGCCGUAGCGACCUAUAGUGUAGUGUUAAACCUGUCAACGAUCGUCAGGACGGGAUUUAUAAGACGAAUGUGACAUCUCCGUAGUGCCACCAUGAAGAGCUACGGUGUGAUGGAUGAGCGCACCCCACUCACCAAGACUCUACCCCCUGACUAUGUGUACAUGACCAACCCCAACAGACUGUACAGGAAACAAGUGCACCAGUUCCAGUGCUGCAUCUGUGCUAUUGUUCUAGGUAUAUUCACCAUAGCACUCGCCAUCACCAUCCUAUACUCUGUAGAUGAAGAUACCAUAGAUGUUCCUCCAAUGCCUGCAGACAAUGCUAGCUUACAGUUGCUGCUGUCCAAGUCUUGGCCUCUGCCAGAUGACGGUGUCCCUGAUUGGCGUGUAGACCCACCUACACCAGAAGAGCUCGAAGCAGCUAUAAAGGCUGGAAAAGAUAAGUUGGCAGAGAAAGAUAAGCUAGAAGCUGCAAACCCUAGUCUGCCAGUCAAUAGUCCAUCGUACCGUCACCAAGUAUCAAUCAAAACUUCGGCCAGAGCAACGAACCUGGCGAGGUCUGCAUACAUGAUGGAGGUUGCCACAAAGACUUUUAUCUUGAAUAAAGGCAAGCCGAAAAACUUAACGAAGACAGUGGGGCGGGGGCCUGUGCUGGCGACGGAUUGGCUACCAUCUGACGAGUGUGGAGUAGGUCCACUACCCCCCUGUCCCCCUUCUGCCUACCGAACCAUCGAUGGAAGCUGCAACAACCCCUACAAGCCUAACAAGUGGGGGGUGGCGAUGCGGCCUUACCGUCGACAACUGGCUCAGGCAUACGCUGAUGGUAUCUCGGAGCCGCGUAAGGCUACAGACGGCAGUCCAUUACCUUCUGCAAGAGACGUAAGUGUUACGGUACAUCGUCCGACGUACAGAGACGACCCCAAGUUUACAGUCAUGUUGGCAGUCUGGGGACAGUUCAUGGACCAUGAUGUCACUGCUACUGCCAUAAACAUAGGCGGCAGUGGAAAACCACUAUCGUGUUGCCAGAAUACUUCGUCGUCUGCCCACCCUGAGUGUUUCCCCGUGAUGUUGUCUGCGGAAGAUACGUUCUACAAACAGUUCGGCAUCACUUGUAUGGAGUUUGUAAGAUCAGCUCCUGCACCUACCUGCGCUCUGGGACCCAGGGAACAGUUGAACCAAGUCAGCAGCUACCUGGAUGCUUCCGUCGUCUAUGGCAACAAACCAGAACUUGCCCGAGCUCUUCGCAGCUUUCAGGGUGGCCAACUGAAAAUGCUUCAGACCCCUGAUGGCAGAUCACUGCUGCCAAUUUCAACAAACUUAGACGAUGGCUGCAACAGAGAAGCAGAAAAUGCCAAAGGCAGAUACUGCUUUAUGUCGGGCGAUGAACGAGCUAACGAGAACACUCACAUAACCUCACUUCACACACUAAUGGCCAGACAGCACAACCUGGUGGCGACACAACUGUCCGACCUCAACCCUGACUGGAGCGAUGAGAAGCUUUACCAGGAGUCUCGCAAGAUUGUGUCCGCUCAGAUGCAGCACAUCACCUACAACGAGUUCCUUCCUAUCCUACUUGGUCCUGAUCUAAUGGAAGAGUUAGAGUUAAGUCCUAAGGAGAGUGGAUAUUACAAAAACUACGAUCCGUCUGUUGAUGCAACUAUCAGUAACAACUUUGCCAGUGCUUCGUUCAGAUUUGGCCAUACCCUUCUGCCCGCCCUGAUGAAGACUGUAGCCAAGGACUGGGGCUCUGAAGAGUCAGUUGAGAUGCACAAAAUGUUGUUUGAUCCCUACAAGCUCUACCAGACUGGAGCCUUAGACAAAGUCUUACAAGGAGCAAUAUCCACCAGGCUGGAGAGGGCUGACUCUUACUUCAACACUCAGGUGACGCAACACCUGUUCCAAGCUACUGGGGAGGAUGACAAGCCGUCAGCCCCCAAGUAUGGUCUGGACCUGGUGACCCUCAAUGUUCAGCGAGGCCGAGACCACGGUCUGCCUCCUUACCCAGCCUGGCGACAGUACUGCGGCCUCAAGGUGCCUCGGACCUUUGCUGACAUGGAGGGGAUGGUGGAUGCUGACUCACUCGAGAAGAUGAAGGCUAUCUACAAAUCCGUGGACGACAUCGACAUGUACACAGGCGCUCUGUCGGAAUUUCCGAUAGAAGGAGGUCUGGUUGGUCCUACAGUCACCUGUCUGGUCAGCGACCAGUUUAAGCGACUCAAGCAAGGGGACAGCUUCUGGUACGAGACAGACAACAAACCUCAGGCGUUCUCUUUGGCUCAACUGGAUGAAAUCAGGAAGACAACUUUGGCUAGUAUUAUCUGUGACACUUCUGACGAUGUGACGACAGUGCAACCUCACGUGAUGAAGAGUGUUGGGACUGACAACACUAGAGUGCCUUGCAGUGCAAUCCCUCGGCCAGACCUCACCAAGUGGGCGGAGGAAAGCAACCAGCUCAAGAAAAUCAGUGCAGGAGGUGCUGCCAUGAAAUACUCAAAAGUUUCAGUCACAGUAACAGGUGGAAGUAUCAAGACAAACGCUGGAGAAAUUCUCUGGGAUGGAACAGUACCAACUUCAAUAAGUCUGCCUCUGUUCAAUGUAAAACCCGUUUUGAAAGCUGCGCCUUCAGGUAGUUUUGGCAGUGGAGUUCAAUGGCAAGGGUCAACAACUGUAACGCCCAACGGGAUAGAAAUAUCAGGAAUGUUUUCUUACCCAGUGUAUCACCACGGACCUAUACCUCUCGGUACUAACUACUCUGCUAAAUGGGUGAAUGGACAGUUCAAUCUGAAAGCUGAGUUUACUUUGAAAGACACUGACGUCGGAGACAUCAUGCUUUCUGGUGCUUACCAAUCACCAAUCUACUUCUCCCAGGAGAAAGUUGAUGCAACAGGAGGAAAAAAACAGUUUGUUCUCGGCGCAACUCAGGAUGAUGCCCCAACGAUUGUUGGAGUUGAAAAACUUCCAGUGAUUUUGGUUGGAUCGUAUUCGCCCGAUAAAACAUCUUUUGCUUGGGCUGGAAAAGCAGUUAUAACAUUGUCUAGUGCUCCAGCAACACCACAACUACAGGCACCGGGGGCUGGUGUUAAGCCAACUACUUCUGGGGCAUUCAGUGUUGUAAGUGGUAGUGUAAAACUGCAGUCUUCAGAUGGAACAGCUACUAGCCUAUGGUCUGGUGGGCUGCCUGCUGCCAUUCCAGUGCCUCUACCAUACAAAGUGAUGGCACCUGGAGGGGCAUGGGGACCUCUUCCAGUGUUUGGAAGUGGACUCGAAUGGUCAACCACAAUAUCAGGAUCAUUAUUAGAGGGAUCCUUUGCUUUCCCACAGUACAACCAUACACUUGGAAUUCCACAAGUUAAUUGGCUUAAUGGUCAGUUUUCCUUAGAAGUAACCACUCUUGAAGAUGUCUCCUUGGAAGAGCUUAUAACUCCUGGUGUUAAAUACACAUCUAGGAUUAUAUUCAGAGAAGAACCAGCAGCUACCAAUGUCAAGCUGAACAGUGGGUUUUACGAUGAUUUGGAUGCUUCAAAUUCAAUUGAAAACCUUAUUGUAGAGAGUCAACAGGUGAUUGAUGGUGUUAUUGCAGCACCUUUGAUUUUGCAUGGAACAUUUUCACCGGACAAAACAGUGUUUUAUUUCAAUGGAAAAGUUAUUUUAGCAGUCAAGCCGACCAAGCCAAAAAUGGAUAAGCAAUUGAAAUUAUUAAAGGGUCCGGAACCAUCAGUUUCACCAUGGGCCAGUCCAAAGUUUGGUGGAAUGGUUAACUCAGGACACAUAACAGCUGGUUUGGAUGGAGCAUCUCCUUCUACAGUAUGGUCAGGUACAGUCCCUGUAGCAAUAAAAAUGCCAACUUUUUUCUCUCCCAUAUAUGAUUUAUUUGGAGCAAAAUCGUUCAUGUUUGGAAAUGGUGUGGUUUGGUCAGGAACUCUCAGUGGGACAACAAUAAAAGGCACAUACACAUUGCCCCAAACAACAAAAUCUAUUACUGGUGUAACUACACAAAAUUGGUCUGGUGAAUUUGCCUUUGAGGUAAGUCCUCUUUGGAAUGCAACAUUGGCAGCUAUUUUUGUUCCUGGUGCAAAAUAUUACUCAAAAAUUCAUUUCCAAGGAACCAAAUACGAAGCGGGAAUAACAACGUUGAAAGGUGUUCCCGGAGAAGACCCCACAGUUGGAAUGGCUGCUCCAAUAAUUUUGCAAGGAAGCUACUCCCUCGACAAAUCAACAUUUUUGUGGUCUGGUGGUUUUAUCAUAACAUUCAGAAAUAAGCCAAUUUUGUCAUUUGUCAUGCCACCAAAACCAAAGAAGGUAGAUGUUAACAAACCGUCCAUUACCCUUGAUGUGACCUCUGGUACGGUUGUGGCAGGUUUUACUGGGACCAAUCCAACACAAGUUUGGGGUGGAGAAUUACCUGCAACAAUUCCUUACAGUUCCCUACUAUCCAAGGACAGUUGGAACCCUAUACCAUCUCCAGAUAUCACAUGGACCGGAAAGGUGAACAACAACACAUUCCAAGGAACCUUUGCGGUGCCUACUUACAAACCAAAUAGCACAGAAGAAGUGGUUGUAUGGUUUGUAGGAAACUUCUCAUUCAAAUACACUACAAGAUACGGCCAGUUGUUGGAGGACUUUGUUGUUCCUGGAAAGAAGUACAACUUCAAAUUGAUGUUCAUCCCUACAAAAUCUUCCAGCAAAGAAGACAAAGGAGGAAACAAGUUAGUUCAAUUCACUCAAAAUGCACAGGAAGUAAUUGAUGAUGUCAAACCUGGAAAAAUUCUUUUGUUUGGAAAUUACUUCUCAAAAUCAUUUUACUGUUACUUUGUGCCCUUGUGUACUGAUAAGAAGGAAUACUAUUGGUCGGGAGGUAUGACUUUAAAUUUCCCAGAAACUACCAACAAUACAUCCAACAACUUGAAAAUGAGCAAUGUCGAAGCUAUUGGCAAACCAUCAUCUCAGUUUGGAGGCAAAGUUACAUCAGGAAGCUUAGAAGGGGGUCUGAGUGGUGAAAGCAUGAAUGUUUGGUGGUCAGGUAACUUACCUGUGGCAAUACCCACGGCCAUAUUUAGAACUAACAAAACAAAACUGAUGGCUGGAUCGUUUGGAGGAUACAAGAUUAAUUGGUCAGGAUCUCUAAUUGGAAACACCUUGAAAGGAUCAUUCUCUCUUCCUCAAAUAGUAGCAGAUUACCCUAUGCCAACCGUACGGACAUGGAAUGGUCAGUUUUCAUUUGAAAUCGAGCCACUAUGGAAUGCUACUUUGGACGGUUUGAUUAAGUCUGAAGUCCAAUAUUCUUCUGGGCUUUACUUCCAAGGCAUGAAGGUGGAGGAAAGUAAUGACAAUUUGAAGCUGGGAGAAAGUGUUGUGGGAUCUCAAAGUGCUCCUAUAAUACUACAAGGAAACUUCUCACCUGACGGGGCUUCUUUCAUGUGGUCAGGACAAUUUAUUAUAUCAGUGAAAAACUACCCGAUGUAUGCAUCUUUGAAUCUUAUGAAAACUAAAGUGACUGUGAAAGAUGACUCUUCACCAACCAAAGCUCCAAAACCCACUAAGCCUCCCACUACUCCCAAGCCUGUGAAACCAAAAACAACUGUUAAUUUUUCGGUUCUCACAGGUCAACUGACUGCCACAAAUGGAAGUGACCCUGAGACAGUGUGGGCAGGCACACUUCCAAUAGAAAUAAACACAGAUUUAUUCAAUCCAACAGCAACUCUGGGAGGUGGUAUUUCUAUCAAUUGGACGCCGACGUCACUAUCUCCUCAGUUGGUUGGAACAUUCUCUGUCACAGUUUACAAGCGAAACAGUUCUAUUUUGUUACCUGUGCCAUACUCAGGAAAUUUUUCAUUCCAUUAUGUGACAAAGUGGGGAGGUGCUUUUACCGGUCUGGUGAAUACCGGAAAGCAAUACUCGUGCAGUCUUGUGUUUAAGGAAAUGGCCAAAAGUAGUCAAUCACUGUCAGCUGAGGACGUUCCUAAGCGGUUUGUGCUUGGAGAUGGAGAAUCUUCAGGAACCCCGUGCACGUUAAUACUCACUGGAAAGAAUUAUAUCAAGAGUGGAAAUGCAUUUUACUGUAAAAUAAUUCCGUUCAUGUGUUCCAAUGAACCAGACACAAAUUGGUUUUCAUUUACUGGAGAUGCGUUGUUAGUCAUCAAGCCUCCAGCUGAUCCGCCAAUGCAACAAUUAUCUUUGAUGAAACCCAAACCCACCAUAUCAUACAUGCAGGGCUUCCCAAGAAGAGUGAAUACAACAGUGAUCGGAGGAAGUAUAAAGGCUGGGCUAGAAUCAGAGUAUCCUUCGACAUUAUGGUCCGGAACGUUCCCAGUUGCUAUUCCACUGCCAGUCUUCUGGAGUGACAAUGUGGCUGGAGGAGCAAAGGUACCGAAAGAGGACACAUUGCACACUCACCAAGUGAUCUGGUCGGGUUCACAAAUGGGACCUCGAGUAGAAGGAUCUUUCUCACUCCCUCAAUACAGCAAAACCGGUUUGAAAUGGUGGACAGGAAGAUUCUCGUUCUUGUUCCAGACUAGUUGGGGUAACCUGGGAGAUUUGGAUGAACUUAUCGCUUCUGGUGUUAACUACAAAUCAAGAAUAAUAUUUAGAGAUAUCAACAGCCCAACUCCACUCAUGGCACCUAGUCAGAUUGAUAUUGACACAGCAACGAGUUUGCCCAUAGUAUUACUUGGAACUUACGCACCGGGAAAGAAAACAUUCUUUUGGUCUGGACAGACAAUUAUUGCUACAAGAGGCAGCCCAUGGAACUCUUUAGACCAAGCUAGUAACAUGCUGACUGGUCCUGAACCAGGAGUUUGGCCAAUGAAACCACAACAGAGAGUUGGCGCAUUAGUGUCUUCAGGAAGUGUAACAAACGCCACAAACGGAGCCCCUGUUUGGUCUGGAAGCAUACCAGUAACUAUUCCUCUGUCUGUUUUCAAUGUAACUAAAGGAGUAAAUGUAAUCUGGUCCGCUUCAACCUUGUAUCCUACAUUUUCAGGGAAAUAUUCAAUUCCUCAAUACGUUCCAAACGGAGAGACUUUCAAGAUACAAUGGAUGGACGGCACGUUUUCAUUCGAUCUGACGCCUUUAUGGAACACAUCAUUGGAUGUUGUAGAAAUUGGAAAGGAAUACGCAACGAUUAUUGGCACUAAUUUAGUAAAAUUGUCUAAAGCUGAACAGGCAGAGUUAUUAACUUCAUUCCAAAACUUGAUCAUGGAGUCUGCAGACCUGGCUGGUUCUCCACUAGGAAAAAUAAACUUGAAGGGUUUGCUCACUCCAGACAACUUAAACUUCAUUUGGCAAGGAGAGGCUUGGUUUUAUCCUGAGAAGAACAAAACCGUCGGUCCCAAAAGUAGUUUGAAACUCCAAGCAGAUAAGCCUUUUUACCUAACUCAGUUUGGAGGUUCUGUCUAUGACGGCUCAGUGACCUCUGGAACUUCCAGUUUCUUCAGCCUCAGCCACACUGUAUGGUCUGGGAACAUUCCAGCGGUGAUUCCUUUCUCUGCAUUUUGGACCGGAUCGUUCUCCUCGGCCACAUUCACCAAAGGCAUAACCUGGACAGCCAGCUCUGUGACAGACUCACUAAUUAGCGGAAGUUACUCAGUCCCUCAGUAUUCCUGGGAUGGAAUCGCAACUUCUGUGACUUGGUACAAAGGAAAUUUCAAGUUCUACUUUAGACCUCUUUGGAACGCCACACUCACUUCACUGAUACAACCCGGAGUUCAGUACUAUUCCUCAAUCAGCUUCCAAGGAGAGAAACCUCUGCUUUCAGCAGAAAAUUCUGUUAGUGUUCCAAUAGUUCCGACUACUGGAGUCAAAGCUCCAAUUAUUCUGCAAGGCUCAUACUCUCCUGACCGAACUGCCUUCUACUGGUCUGGAAACUUCAUCUUGAAUGUGAAACCAGCAAAAACUGUGUAAAAACAUAGAUGAUAUGCACUGAAUUGUUGUGGAUAUUUCAACGAUUGGUAGUUUGAAUACACACUUAAAUCUAAGUGAUCGAAACAGGGUAGAGAUGUGUGUUAGUUGUUUUUCAACUACAGUAUCAAUUUUUUUAUUAAUUUAUAAUAGGCUUCUUUUUAAUGGAUUCCCAUUUUAUUAGAACGAAUUAUUUAUAAAAUUAAUUUCAGAAUUUUAUCUUAUUUUAUGUAUUGCACUAGUCAAUCACGUAUCUUUUUAGGUUUAAUAGAAGUUGUGCAAGUUUAUUUUAAAUAGGUAAUAUUUUUAAAUAACCUCAUUCUUUUUUAUUUUUCAUCAUUGGUGUUAUGUUUGAGAAGAUAAUUUUAUAAUGAUGUCCAUACUGUAACCUUUGUUAGCUGAUUAUUUAUUUUAUCUGUGAUUUUUGUCAUUUUUAUUUUCAAGUCUUAUGCCAUCAAUAUUGUUAGUAUAGAUUGGAUCUACCGUCCAUUAGCUUUUUUAUAUUUUUAUAAAUAUCAAUUAAUGAUGUAGUUAGUAGUUUGUGUUGAUCAGUUUUAUUUUCAUGUGCUAUAUUUUAUUACUAGGUAGCAUAGUUUAUAACAAUUAAUAUUUUUUGUAUAGUUAGGUCGAUCUGUCAUAGUGUAAAGACAUAUUUUUAUAUAGUUUUUGUACCUAACAAAGGUAAGUUAGCUGCCAAUGAUCGGUAUUGUAUUUACAUAAAGAAAUGUUAUUUAUGUUAAGAAUAAAGUUUCAAAACUAUUUUUAUCUUCAUA